Spirodela intermedia is the source of this 11230-nucleotide messenger RNA. The record is from the annotation of a GenBank genome assembly. NCBI's taxonomy places the organism in Eukaryota, Viridiplantae, Streptophyta, Magnoliopsida, Alismatales, Araceae.
AUGCUGAAGCAGGCGUUCGAUUCGAUGUCGGUCAAGCUGCUGCUGGCUGGUUUUCUCCUCAUUAUUGCGUCAUUCUGCGCCGGGACAUUCUUCGGCUCCGGUACUUCUCCCGUGGACGUAGAUUCCAAUCUACCGCCGGGGCAUGAGCGGCCACAGCAGGGCCUGUCGGCGAGGUCUCCUGGUGAGCGACUAAAAAUACCAUAUAGUCUCUCCCGCUUGUAGCUCAGUGCUCGAUCGUUAAAACUUCGGAAAAAUUGCCAAUGAAAGUAACAUGAAAGCAGGGCCAACCCGUCGUAUUCGCAUACGUUACGUUUUACAUUGCUUGCAUUGGCGUCGUCUCCGCCCCCUCUGUCGCAGAUCCUGUCAGCUCGAAUGAAUGGAGGGAGACAAGUAUGUUCUCAUGAUAGAGUGAUUUUUCACUGAUUCUUGAGAAAUGUUAUAGCUUUUCCGCAAUGGCAGCUUUAACAAUGCUGGAACAAUUUGGCGUUUCAUAUAUAUAUAUAAUUUCGGGGAAUGAAAAUUAGAAACUGUUAGCUGGCUGGGAUGCAAAGUUUUUGUACUUCGAAGGCUGGAAGAAAGGUUUGCCUCAUUUUAAGCUGGAGGAUAUUUUUUUUAAAGUUCCACAAGGCUUCGAAGCUGUGAUUUUAUCGUUUGAAGUAAGUCUUGGAGACGCUGACAUUUGUGUUCAUUUUUCUCACAAUAGAUGAAAAAUUAGAGCAAUGUGCUAUAAAAAGAAUCUGUGUUUUGAGUUCCCAAUAUGGGGUGCCUUUUUAUCAAAAGUUUACAUCCUGACUCAUGCCACGCGAAUUCACUGCAUUCAAUUCUAUUCAAUCCAAUCAUGUAAUUAGUUUCAGUUCAGUUCAACGGGAAUGGUAGUUUCUCAUCCAUUCCUUUUAGUGGACAUGCUUUAUCCUAGCGAUCGUUGUAGGAGCUCAGUCUCAUGGAGAAGGAUUUAGAAACUAAUUGACAUGUCAAAGGUAUGAUAGGGGGGUUAUCCGUCUCUUACAGGAUUAUGCCUUUAAAAAUACCAGCAAAUAGAGCAUGAUGAGUUUCAGCAAAGCUCUAAAGAUGCUGAGUGGAUGUUGGAAACGUGCGUAGUCAGUUUUGCUCUCAGCAGUAUCACUCCGAAUUAUAUUUCUCCUUAUUCUCAACUAAAAUGUGCGUUGCAGCAGAUUGACUUGUUGGAUUUAAAUUCUAAUAGAGAAGUGCGGAGGGUGUGGUGGUGUCAUCCCUAUGGUUAAGUAGAAGAUAGUAUCUAAACCUAAAGGGGAAAGAAGAAUUCGGCACAGAAGCUUAUGGUCACCACUAAGAACCCUGGCCUCAAAUGACUUCCAAGUUGAUGCAUGGAAGAUGAAAAAGUAGUAAAACAAUGGGAGCAUUGAUUGGAUUUGUGUCGCUCACUGAUCAUUCACCAUGUGAUGCUUAAGGACAGAGCUGGAGUCUAAUAAAAGGAAUAUAUGUAGGUGGUGACAUCUAAAGCAGAUAUUUCGUGGUGUAUUCAUGAUUUUUAAUGAUAAGCUCAUAAUACAUCACAGUCAAUAUGUAGAAGCAAGUAUAACCCCCGAGAACACUGAAUAAUCUUUCUUUCUUCCAGUUAUUAUCCUUGGAUUGCUGUGUCAACAGGUUGUGCAUAUCAAUUGUAUCCAUUUUUAGCGCCUUCAAUGUGUAAUGAUCAAAUACGAGUGUAGUUGGGAUAUGCUUGAUCUCAAUCGAAAGUUAAGACAAAAGAAGAAAUGUAAAGGGAACUAGAGAAAAAGAAGAAAAUGUUUGAGAGUACAGGGAGCAGUAGCAGAAUGAAAAAGACAGCUAACAGAAAGAGCAAAAAAAGAAGUCAGAAUGGAGGGAGCUAUAAGACAAUGAAAAAGAUGGGAAUUUUGUUACGAAUAAUAACAGCAAGAGAAGCGUGUGGUUGAGGCACCUAGCUGUGAUCUCUCCCAUAAUGUAACUGACUUGGCAAUAUUUGCCAAAUCUCAGUCCGAGUUGCAAGCAUUCUAGCGGUGGCUGAUCCUAAGAUCUUUGGUUUUUGGAAUUACAUGAUAAUUUCGUUAGGGACAUAAAUUGCCAUAACACUAUUACUUGAAAAUUUAUGUAACCUGUAUGAAUCCUGUACUGCCGAAUAGCUGGCCCUUUUCAUAGCCACUUGUCUCAAGGUGAUGUGUGCUUACAGAAAAUAUUGUUUCCCUUUUAAGAAUUUUAUUUAGCUCGCAGGUGGAAUCUAAUAUUUUUGCUAACGAAAUUAUCUUACUUUAAAUCUGGCUUAUUGGCGUUUUUGGUAAUUUUGGAUUUUUAUUGCUUCUCAGCCCUCAAAUCCAUGCCCUUGAUAUCUUGCAGGUCUAUCGCAGCUCAAAAAUAGAGUUUCUCUUUCUCUUAGAGGGGCUUCUAUUUCCAUUUCUGAAAUGGGCGUCAAUGUAUGCCCUUUAGAAUAUAACGAGCAUAUCCCUUGCCAUCCUUCUUAUGUUAAACAUAGUUUAGAUGAAAGAAAGAGAGAUCUUGAAAGACAUUGCCCUCUCCCUCAGGAGCGCCUUUUUUGCCUGGUUCCUCCACCAGUUGACUAUAAAAUUCCAAUAAAAUGGCCAAUUAGUAGGGACUACGUAUGGCAUAGUAAUGUAAAUCAUACUCAUCUUGCUGAAGUUAAAGGAGGGCAAAAUUGGGUGCAUGAGAAGAAGGAGCUAUGGUGGUUUCCUGGAGGUGGUACUCAUUUCAAGCAUGGUGCUGCUGAGUACAUUGAAAGGUCAUCUUUGCUUUAAUACAAGCAACACAAUUUUUUAAAUCAUAUUUUUCCUUUUUGUAUCUGCUAGAUCCUCUAAAACUAAUUGUCUUUCCGAGAUUAUGCCGACUUCUUUUGAAAUACUCACUACGUUUUGCUUUUUUAGAGCAUCUCUGUGGUCCCUUUUCAUUGUUUUGUUCCACAGAUGUUUUGGUUUGCUGGUGUUUCCUGAGCCCCAAUCUUUCUGAUCUAGUGAUGUGGCAAACAUGCCAUGAUAAUGUUCCCAUAAAAGGGGCAAUUUUCAUUACGGGAGACUGUCGUUGGUAGAAAGUAUGUUGCAUUAUUAGCUUACAAGCUUUUUACGAAAUUAAUUUUCUUAUCUAAUUUUGUACUUCUUAAUUGGGAUAGUUUGGGCUUUCAUGCAUCAGAUAUGCAGUACAAUUGGUACUGGAUUCACUUGCAUAUUGGCCACUGGAUAUCCGAAUGUUUUAGUUGGGUGUUUGGCCCAAUAUUUUAUAAUAUAAAAAAGAUUUUGUUAUGUAUGAAGGUCCCUAUCAAAUUUUAGCCAUUCGAACAUUCAAAUGGUUAAGGAAAUCUGAUUGUAUCCGAUCUUUGAAAGUGUUUUGAGUUUGAUAUACCAUGGCUGUUAAUUUUCAGGGGCACAUCUGAUAGGUAGGUUGAGUUGUUCAGGUAAAGGCCAAGAAUGACCUGACCGAUAUGAAGUUUCAAUUAAAUUUAAUUACUAAUCAUUGUUUAUUGAAUUUGCAUAUACUUUCAACAAUCAUUUUUUUUUCCCUUCAAUUCAAUGCCAGUGAACUUGGAUCUUUGUUACACUAUUAAAUGUAGGAUUUUAAGUAUGAUAGAAAUUUAUUUUGUUGGCAGUUGUUUCUUCAAUUAUGUGUUUCCUGUAGAAUACCGGCGUGGAUUAAGUGCAUCUGAAUUUACAUGUGACUAAGUUUGAUCAAGUGCAUCCAUGCGAUGUGAGGAUCACAGUGUCAAGGUCAGGUCCCGGAUCGACAAGAUUAGGUCGAAAUUAACAAAUAUUUAAGGAUAUUCUUUUUCAAAAUUUGAGGGUAUCUAUAAAUAUUUUUAAUAAAAAGAAAAUAAACUAGGAGAGUUGUUUUAAUCUGAGCUUUCAUAAAAGAAGCUUCCCUCUUUUCAUCCCACCUCACCCAGAUUUUGGCAACCUGACAACAACAAUGGAUAAACAAGAAAGACGGAGGAACCAGGGGUGGGUGCUGGUGGUGAUGGUGUGGUCUUGCAAUCAUUAGCUUUUCUUCCUUUCCCUCCCUUUCCUUCCCUUCUUCUCUGCCUUCUCCCUUUCUGUAGAUUUGGAAAAAUAUAUGAUGGAUUGAGACAGUAAAAAUAUUGGAGGCAAAGGUCAAGAUUAGAAUCUAAGUUGUGCUAUGUGAAAUAAUCGUUGUUAUUGCCAUAAUGUAAAAAAGUCAAGUUUUGCUGUGUUUUUCCCAUUGCUUUCUAUCUUCUGAGGGAUGGAUCUGUUUUUCUAUUUUAUGUGAAAUGGAAGGAUUGAUGUGAAGAUGGAGAAACUGCAAUCCAGAAUAGAAACAACUGGAAAAUGCAUUAAGUUUCUAAUGUGCGAGUUUAUUUGAAGAGCUGUUCGUGCUAUCUUGCCGUUUCCAUAAGUUGAUGCAAGGGCCGUCACCAAAGAAAACUGGCCAGAUGAGUUUUGAGAGAGAUCCAACUUAGAUUGUGAGAUCAAGGCAGGCUUUUCUUCUGUUCAAUUUUGAAACUUCAGAAAGCAAGAGUAGUUAAUAAUUUAAAGUUUCUGAUAUUCACCGUCAAAUGGAUGAACAUGAGUUCAUGGUUAGGCAGAUGGAAACUAAUAGGAAAUGAUAAGUUGUUUUGAUUCGUUGUUAUAGUCUGAAUGUUGCUUUGAUUGGUUGUUAUAGUGUGAAUUCAAUGCACCGUGGAACCCGUAUUCAGAUUACUCAAGUUUGAUGCAAUCAAAAUUUGGAUUAUCAUUGGUUGGGAUUGCCAAAGUCAGUCAUUCCAAACCUUCUUAAACCUUAUCAACCCUCCCUGUAGGACUAGAUCAGUUAUGCCUGGCAAUGGUGUAUCUCAGUUGGGUCAACCAAUUCGUGUCUGAAUUAUAAGGCUUGGGCUAUACCAGAUGUGUUGAUAACCGUUGUAAAAUGAUUUCUUAUUGUCUAUGUAUUUCGAUAUAUUUCUUUCAAGAAAAUGUACUCUUUACCAUGUUUCGUCUCCUGGUCGGCCCACAUUCCGAGUUCUCAGCCCAAAAAUCUUUUGACAGUCAUCUGGAUGUCUCACUGCAUUAUCCAUGCCCUUUGUGGCACCCUUUGCCAUAUUCUUCCGUUUAUAGAUUCUGAUCCUGUGUAUUAGUCUUAUUUUGUCAGUCGGGACGUUCUUAUCCAUGAUAACGGAUCAAAAUAUUCCAUCUCUUGUGACAAAAUAUAGUGCUGAGAGUAUACCUUCAUGUUUGUUGAUUCUGCCAUGCUUUCCCUUCAUUUGUUGGUCUAGUCUACGAUUUACACCCUAUGAACCACAGUACUGAGAAUUUUUUUUACUGAAAUUCAGAAGAAAAAAUAGAUUAUUUUUCAGACCACCUUCUCAAAACUACCAAAUAAAGGAGUUUCAAUUGACUGAGAUACGAAGCAGUAAGGGGCACACUUAACGGUUUGACAUCUCGAUUUCUUAUGCCAUAAGAUCUCGCUUAUCGUUCUGUUUUGAUGACUUGUGACUCCUUGUCAUCAUAUGAUUAAAAUGUCAGGAACUUCCUGAUCAUUCUCGACUGUACUUUUUGCCACGUGCAGAGUGCGUGAAGCAAAUCAUUUUGUUACCUCAAUUCAACCACGAGUAUGAAAUUAAAAACAUUAGUUGUAGGUAUCCUAGCUAUGAUGUGACAUUGUUGACAUAAACAAGCUGAUGACCAGUGAGGAGGUUGCCUGGUUCCCCUGCAUAUGGACCAAUGUUGUUUAUGGGUAUCCAUCUUGUGGCUGAAGAGUGAAGAUCAUUCCCCAUUGACUCGCAUUAGUAGUCUCAAUAACACUAUGCAUUGGGUUUCAAACAGUAUGGUACUCUCCUCAGAGUUUAGACUUGCUCAGAUUUGCCGUAGUUCCUGAUCAUCUAAGAAAAAGACAAUAACCAUGCUUAACUGUGAUGAAACUUAAUCUGUAUUUCAUUUGAAUUUGAUUUGUUCUUAAAACUUCUGUGUUUCACUUCGAGUGGAGCAUGCAAAAGAAGGAAUAGGUAGUACAUGUUAAAAAAAUCAGAGCCUCUCCUCACCUAUUCUAUAUGUGGAGAGGAGAGAAGACAUGACACCAUAAGGCCCAAUAUUGGCUAUAGCCUAGUGGUCCCCUAUUCUAAAUGACUCACUAACACAAAGAUUGUGAACCUUUUACAUUCAUAUUCUAAUAUACACUCUAAAGUAUGAACUAUGAGAAGAUUUGCUAACAUCUGCAUUGAAUAACUUGGGUAAUUGUUUCUGUAACGUGUCAAAAACUGUGAAAGUUUUAUUUAACAUGUAUAAUAUUUGAUUCCCACUCUUUCAAGUUUUCCAUGAAUGAUUGGUAAUCAACAAUAUUCGCCGGAAUAGUAUCAUAGUGUAAUUUUUUCCAUUAACUAGAAUGAUAUUUCGUCUGCACCAAUGUUUUUUAGAAAUAAUGCUCUGAGAUAAAAUGUUAUCCCUUAAGUUGCUCACUUUGAUUUGGGCUGAUUGCGAGACUUAUCAUUACUUACAUCAAUAAUAUCUUUCAUCACUAUUCAUGGAUUGUGAUUACAGAAAACCAUAAUUCAUGUAUUGCCAUCUCUCUAUUAAUUCAGAUUUUUUGUCUUAUUCAUGUGUGCAGAUUGGGCAAAAUGGUAACGAGUGGGAGUGGCAACCUUCGUGACGCGGGCAUAGUUCAGGUUCUAGAUGUUGGUUGUGGGGUUGCGAGCUUUUCUGCCUAUCUACUUCCAUUAGAUAUACAAACAAUGUCCUUUGCUCCUAAAGAUGGUCAUGAAAAUCAGAUUCAAUUUGCUUUAGAGCGAGGAAUAGGUGCAAUGAUAGCUGUUAUUGCUAAAAAGCAGCUUCCUUUCCCUAGCCAUUCCUUUGACAUGGUUCAUUGUUCAAGGUGCCGGGUUGACUGGCAUGAGAACGGUAACUUCUCUUGUUCCUAUGUCUGUGCAGUAGUUCAUUCUGUUGUCUAUUUCAGAUUAAUUGCAAAAAAAUAUGUAACUUUCCUGUUCUUGAAAUCCUAUCUUGUGGCAAUGCUAUGAACAAGUUCGGAAAUCGCAUGGCAAAGACUGUAAAUAUUUACUCUUUAUGCCAUGUUAAAGAUAUGCAAUGGAGUUUUUCAUUGUAUCAUAGGGAGAUGGAUGAAGACAAUUUUUUGUAAAGUCGAUUGUGCUUGAAUAAAUUUAGUUAAAAACGCAAGUUGAUUAUUCAAAGACUACGUUGUAUAGGCAUAAAAGUUAGUCAUAUUUAUGACGUUUUGCUGGUAUUAUGGAAAGGAUUUAUAAACUGCAAAACUUCGAGAGUACAGAUAAAAUUUUGUCUGAUGAGAACGAAAGAAAGAACUCGAAUGGAAUCUGAAGGCUAUUAUUUAAAAGGGGAUUUAAAGGAGAUGUAGCAAGUGGCCGGUUCAGCGAUCUUGUUGUGCAGAACUUGCCAUUUUCUUAGGCUGCUUGUAAUUUGUUGGUUGAAUAAGAAAAUGGAACAGAAAAUCCCAAACUUGGAGACUGGAGGUUGUCAUUAUCAGGCAUAUGGUCUGAAAUCAGUUAGGAAAAAUGGGGGCACAACAUGAAUGAUGUGAUUCAGACUUUACUAGCAGAAGGUACUAUACCUUCAAUUGUCCUGGAGCAACAGAGGGUGGCUGGGACUUAUACUUCUGUGCAUUGUGACGGUUUAAUGCUGAGCUUUCUUUGGGCAACGUGAGACUUAUUAGUUGAUCAUACAAUUUUGAAGUCCCACAUCAAGAUGAACAAAAUUUAUGCUCAUUUCAGUUGGAAACAUCGUACACAAAAUUCCAGAAAGCUUAUUUCAAGGUGAAUCCUCCAUGGAUGAGAUAGGCUUGUUUGCUUGAUGAUCGUGGAUGUUGAUUCUCGCAAUAUGCUAACCAGCAUUCAUAGUUUCAAUUAGAAACAGAGGAAUUCGAAUCUUCAACUCCAGAGUUUUCUUAAUAGUAUGCUGCUUUCACUGAUGGAAGAAUUCAGUGAUAGUUUUAUUCUUCAUGGUAUAUUUUACCUUAAUUUUUUUGAAUAUAUAGAUAUAUUGUUUCUUGGCAGAGAGCUUUCAGAUUCUGCUGUUGUACAGCUUUGUAACAUUUAGUCUAUGAAGAUUCUUGACAUUCUAUAUGCAGAUGGAAUAUUGCUCAAAGAAGUGGAUCGGCUUUUGCGGCCAAAUGGAUAUUUUGUAUACUCUGCCCCACCUGUCUAUAGAAAGGAUGGUUAUUUUCCAAUCAUUUGGGGAAAACUGAUGAACAUCACGAGAUCAAUAUGCUGGAAUCUGAUUGAUCAGCAAGUUCAGACUGCAAUCUGGGUUAAACAGGAAAAUGAGUCAUGUCGGGUACAAAAUGCUGAGAAGAAACUUUUCGGUGUCUGUGCAACUACGGAUGAUUCUCAACCAUCAUGGAAAAUACCUAUAGAAAACUGCAUAAGGGCAAGUGGUGCACCAGAUAAUAUUCAGAAACUGCCCUCAAGACGAGAACGACUUUCUGCAAACUCAAAAAACGUUCAGAGCUUGGGUCAGUCAAAUUUUCCUUGAUAAAUUUUCGAAUUAUCGAAUAACGUGAUUUUGGUUCCUUGUUUAUUGUGGCUUGCAUUCAUCUGGAACUUCAUUAUUUAAUUUCAUUACUUUCAUGUGGACCCCUGCCAACAGGGUGUUGUUGCACAAGCACUGGAUGCAUUGCGGUCAACUCUCUAUUUCGUUAUUCAUUGUUAUGUCAGUUGUAUUGUAAUUCUUUUGGUUUGAAUUUCUUGGUCCUGUGUGUUGCAUAUUAUUGAUAGAUUGUUAAAUGGUAGUAAACUUUUCGUUCAGAACUAACUUUCAUUUUAUUUAGUUCCCGUUGAGUAAAACGUGGAACUGAAAAGUACGAAGCUUCGAAUUUUUUCAACAAUGUGGGAAAAUUUUAUAUUAUUCAAAUCUUUUCAAUGAAACUGUCUUGCAUGCCGUGAUCAUCAUCAAAAUAAUUAAAACCUUAAAUAAUCUGAUUUGCGUGCAGUAAUCAGUCUUAUCUGAUUUAUGGAUUUUGAUUUAUCUGUUUGUUUCUAUUUUCCACCAUAUCCAUAAGAAACAGUACAGUUUUGAUAUAUCUCUGUCCCUUUCGCUGGGCAAUUUUGUAAUACUGGUCAACAGGUAUCACUUUGGACAGAUUUAAUUCAGAUACAAUGUAUUGGCAAGUGCAAGUCCGCGAAUAUUGGAAGCUGAUGGGUGUCAGCAAAACAGACAUUCGAAAUGUCAUGGACAUGAACGCAAAUCUUGGUGGAUUCGCUGCUGCACUGAGUACUUUUCCUGUCUGGGUGAUGAACAUAGUUCCAGUGAGUGCGAAUAAUACAUUGUCUUCAAUAUAUGACCGUGGUUUGGUUGGUGUGUUUCAUGACUGGUGAGAUUUCGAAGAUCUGUACACCGAAUUUUCAGUUGUUUCAUGGUUGUAUGUGAGAAGUUUCAUGCUUCUGUUGCCCAUAGGUGUGAGCCCUUCUCAACGUAUCCACGGACAUACGACCUGUUGCAUGCUUCUCAUAUUUUCUCUCAUUAUCAAGGUCGUGGACAAGAGGGUUGUCUUUUGGAAGAUGUUUUGCUUGAGAUGGAUCGAAUUAUUCGACCUGAGGUAAAGUAAAACUAGUACUCUUUCUCUAGAUAAAUUUCAGGGUUAGGGGAAGCAGAAGGAAGCAUAAGGUUUAGCCCGCUAUACUGGCAGAAAUCUUCUAUAAUUUUCGGGAGAAUUAAUAAUCGAAUUUUCUCUUGAAAAUUUCGUGAUCAAGUUCUUUGCUAGGAGAUCCUCAUAAGAGUUUCAUGGUUUUCUGUUUGAAGCAUAAAGUUGCUACAAUACCAACUUAAACUAUAAAAAAUGGUUCUGUUCUUGUAGCAAUUACCACUAAAACAGAAUGAGGAUUUACUGUUAAUAUACUAUAUUUCAAUUGGGCCGUUUUUUUAACUGUGUUUUUAUACUGAGAAUUUUCAAUAAAAUUUAAAUAUCUAUCAAUUAACAUACAUAACGAUUGUCAAUGGCAUAAAUUAAUUGUUCUUCAUUUUUUUCCAUCACAUGGUUUCCUUUUAACUGUUCUUGGUAUCAUUACUUUAGGGUGUUUGCAAGAGAAGGUAGCUCAGAUUCUGUUCCCUAGUUAUGGAUCCCAGUAAGGUGCUUGCCUGGAUUAGUUGCAUGCCGCACCUUUUUGUCUGUGUGGGCUGUGGGAGAGAAUACAUUAGGGUUUUGUUGAAAACUUUGACAGAUGUUAAUUGUAUAGUCGUUAGAUGCAUUGUUCAUAGUGUGAUGCUUGAUGGUUUCUCACAAAUGGGAAGGCAGUGCACAUUUCCGAUGGUUGAUAUGAAUAUGGGCAGGAUUUGCGCUGCCUGUGAUUACUUGACGAAUAUGUUCUGACCUGUUAAUGUGAACAUGAUUUGUUUACAUUCGCAAAUAGCUGUUUUGCUAAAUAGCAAUAGUUUAAUGUUUUGGUUCAUAUAUUUUGUGAAUUUGUCUAAUAUUUUUUUGUUAAAAAGUAUUCAUGGUGCCCCUAACAUCUACCCUGGUUGAGUUGGAAGUUCAACUGUAGAUGAUCAUCUUUGUUACCUUAAAAAAUCUUUCUUUCUUGGUGAGAUAUCGGAAAAUGGAAAGUAAAAUAAAAUUUCACAAACAGUAGGGAUUCUUUCAAUUCCCAGAAGCAGAAAAAUGAGGGGAAAAGGCCCUGGAGUCGCAUAUCCAUUAUGACAACAUUGAUGAUUUCAUGGGAAGAAGUUAUUUGAAUAUUGCUAAUUUGUAAAGUUUUGCAUUUAACGACUGUUAGAUGUUUUUUUUUUGGGCAUUGGAUUUUAUAUGUAUAUGUAUAUAUAUAUGAGAUAGCAUACUGAUGACUUUCCUGCUAUCAAUAGCCUCUUAUUGAUGUUAUACAACUCUUCUGAAUUUCUUAACUUAAUACUUCUCUGCUUUGAUACAUCAUGCCAUUGUGUUUGAAACACCAAAUAAAUUUCUUAUUCAUCCAAUGCAUGAUGCGUCGAAGCAUACAAUUAUAAAAAUCUCACAUCCACUCUUUCAUGUUACUGUACUCUUUUAUUGUAAUCGCAAAAUUGUAGUCAAUCUUUUAAGAUUAAUAAACAAUCAAUUUACAUUUUGAGCGCUUAGAUGAACAUGCAAAUUAUGUUGAUAAAAUUUCGUGAGUGUUUCACUUUUAUUAAAAAAAUUGAAUAUGCAGGGAUUCGUUAUCAUUAGGGAUGAGGAGUCUAUCCUAUUGAAGGUUAGAGAUAUUGCACCAAAGUUCCUGUGGGAAGUUCAAUCAUAUUUGUUAGAGAAUGAAGAAAAGAUCGUCAAACCUCUUCUGAUCUGCAAAAAGAAAUUCUGGGCCAUAAUUUGA